UCCUCCGCACCUUCCUCCGGCUGCGCAGCGGCGCCGGCUCUGCUCGGUUCCUGCUCGGGCCGGGGCAGCCUUCGCGGCGCGGCCGCCGAGGGAACGCUGCGCGACGUGUCCGCGCCCUACGGCCCCGGUGGCUGCUUUAAUGCAAUAGUGUCAUUAGCUGCCUGAAGACUAAACAUGAGAAUAGCAGGUGCUGCAAAGUUGGUAGUAGUCAUAGCAAUAUUUUUAUUGACAUUUUAUGUCAUAUCUCAAGUGUUUGAAAUAAAAAUGGAUGCAAACUUAGGACACAUAUUUGCUAGAUCAGCAUUGGAUGCAGCUGCACGCUCCACAAAACCUCCAAGAUACAAGUGUGGGAUCUCUAAAGCUUGUCCUGAAAAACAUUUUGCAUUCAAAAUGUCAAGUGGAGCAGCGAAUGUAGUUGGACCUAAAAUUUGUGUAGAGGAUAAUGUUUUAAUGAGUGGAGUUAAGAAUAAUGUUGGCAGAGGAAUAAACGUGGCCUUGGUCAAUGGUAAAACAGGAGAAUUAAUAGAUACUAAGUUCUAUGACAUGUGGGGAGGAGAUGUGGCACCGCUUAUUGAAUUUCUGAAGUCCAUCCAGGAUGGAACGAUUGUGUUAAUGGCAACAUAUGAYGAUGGUGCAACCAAGCUUAAUGAGGAAGCACGGAAACUGAUUGCUGAAUUAGGAAGCACAUCMAUUACUAACCUUGGCUUCAGAGACAACUGGGUCUUCUGCGGUGGAAAAGGAAUUAAGACAAAAAGUCCAUUUGAACAGCAUAUAAAGAAUAAUAAGGACACAAACAAAUAUGAAGGCUGGCCAGAAGUUGUUGAGAUGGAAGGCUGUAUCCCUCAGAAGCAAGACUAAAUGAAAACAGAAGAAAAGGAGAAAGAAUGUGGAAGAAAAUGCACUUUCUGCUAUUAUUAGAGAGAGGGCUAUGAAGGAGACUGUACUGUAAAUAACAUUUUUAAAGCAUGCAGCCAUCUUGUCAGUGUGUGCAUGAGCACUGACACUUUGAAUAUUGGGAUUAUUUAUUGCUAACACACAUAGAAAUUCUUUUUGUAAAUAUGCCCAAAAUAAAAGAAACAUCCAAUCAUUUCUAUGCAGGUGUCUUAAAAGCACAGUAUUUAGUUUGCCUGUGGUAAAUAAUACUUAUAGAUAACUGGCUAAUAAAUUACAUAUAUGGACAAUAAAGAGAUCCUGACAAAUGUACUGUCCUCUUAACAGUGCAAUGUUGCUGUGACUACGUAAAAUUAGUGGAAUAUUGUAGAUUUUAGUAAUUUGUUAAUAAGGAGCUCUAACUUUUUUUAUCUUCUGCCUUUUUAAUGGCAGCAUCCAUUUUUAUUAAAGCUAUUUGGUUGUUCUAAUACCAAGUGCUCCAAAAAUUUAUUUUGUAGUUCCCCAUCAAAACUGAAUAAUCAACAAAGAAAGACUUCAUAAUAGUAUAACAGAUAUGCCAUGAAAAGCAUAAUAGAAAUUAUUACUUUUUUUUUUACCUGUGGGGGAUGAACUAAAAUAAAUGUAUAAAUAGUGUGUAUGAUAUUUAAAAGAAGCUUGGAAGAAUUUGUACUUAACUUGAAAGUGUUUACUUUAUGGAAGGGACCUGGCACAUUAAGCAGCAGUACUGUGGUUAAUCUCUUUAUUUUUAUUGCAGUUCUUGCACUGCUGCCUAACAGUUGUUUCUCCCUAUGGCUGUUCAGCUGCAGUGGCUGGUCAYGCAGUGAAUGUGCAUAAUGGAAGAGCUUCCUCUUUUAUUUCUAAUGUCAGGAAUAAAUUUCCCAUCAGAAAGAGCCUGUUAGAAAACAGUCUGCCUCCUAGUGAGAGUGGUUUCAGGGAACACAGUUGAGCACCUUUACUACCUACAUUACUUCUUAUGAGCCGAGGCAAUCUCUUCUUCCAUAGAAUGUUASAGAGAGCAUUGUGUUUUGGGUUAUGCAAUGUAUGACUUGUGAACUUUGCUGAUAAUGUUUGCUUCAUCCUUUUUUUAAAUGGAAAAAAGGACCAAGUGUAAGUGGCCUUAUUCUUUAUCUUAUAACAGAGCUGUGAGAAGACCUUGCUUUCUUUCUAAACUUUUGUUUCUUUUAAAUAGGGCCAGCUUGAACUUUUCCUGAAACUAAGUUAGUAUGGUAUUACUGUGUCCAUAUUCACAAAAUUAGGGCUGACACAACACUGGCUGUAAUCUCUUAGGCCUUUGUGUCAUGAGGUCUGGUAUAUUCUUCAAAAACUUCARGCUACUACUAUGGGGUAAAAGCCACAAAGGCUUUUUCAGGAACCCACAGUAAGUUUAACACAGAGGCAUUAGAAAUAAUAUUGAUGUUUUCUGAGACAAAUUCUGUGCACUAAAAAUUUCAAGCAAUAUUGAGAAUUACCUUGUAAGAAAAAUAAAUAAUCUCUGAUACCAGAGUAAGACUGAAUUCUGAGUUGUUCUCUGUGUUUAACUGGGUUUUUAAAUAAUGUGGAUUUCUCUCAAUAUUAAUGUGAAACAGCUAUGAAUGCACCUGACACAGUAAAACUGCUUUUGUUAAAUCUUCCAGAUUUUCCUGUGUAGGAGGAUGUGUUACAAUCAUAUGUAUUUUUUCAUUGAAGUAAAAUCCCCUUUUCUAAUUAGUUGAAAUUCUAUUUCAUUACUUAAGGCUGUUGUGAAUAAAUAUUUUUCAGAGGUUCUGAAACUUACACAGAAAUACAGUUCUGUUGGUGUAUGUGCCAGUAUUGGAUACCCURUUACCCAGAAUAAUAUCAAAAUAAUUUUAAAGUUAUUCAGCAGGGGCUUAAGAGAAUAAAACCCAUUUGGCUACAUUA
Malurus melanocephalus (red-backed fairy wren) is the source of this 2790-nucleotide messenger RNA. RefSeq names its product FAM3 metabolism regulating signaling molecule C (gene FAM3C). The transcript has 10 exons. Bases 175 to 858 code for a protein of 227 amino acids. NCBI's taxonomy places the organism in Eukaryota, Metazoa, Chordata, Aves, Passeriformes, Maluridae. The record is from RefSeq and is a predicted model, not a curated record.